Echinostoma caproni is the source of this 324-nucleotide messenger RNA. The record is from the annotation of a GenBank genome assembly. Lineage: Eukaryota; Metazoa; Platyhelminthes; Trematoda; Plagiorchiida; Echinostomatidae.
AUGCAAUGUCUGCAUUCCGUUCGAAAUCAGUUGCUGUCCAGCGCCGCAGUGAUCGAGAACUGGCAUUCUCUGAUCUACCGAGCUCGAUUGUAUUUGCGUUGUGAGAAACAGUUUUUGGCCGACAUGCUUAUCGAUCCAGAUUUUUAUUGUCCACGGAACCAGAAUCGCUUGUCCGGUCGAAUUUCCUCAUCUCAAAACGGAGCUCGGAUUUUGGAUUUACGCGCAAUCAUCUUCCCAAAUGCCACUGUCAUUCGUCACGCAGCUGCCAAUGCAGGAGGCACAACCAACUCCAGUUACAUCCCGACAAUUUUGGUCGGAACUUAA